Messenger RNA from Hyposmocoma kahamanoa, 773 nucleotides. It is a transcript of the gene Manf, whose product is annotated as mesencephalic astrocyte-derived neurotrophic factor homolog. Bases 86 to 613 code for a protein of 175 amino acids. Gene Ontology annotation, biological process: neuron projection development; dopaminergic neuron differentiation. NCBI's taxonomy places the organism in Eukaryota, Metazoa, Arthropoda, Insecta, Lepidoptera, Cosmopterigidae. Gene Ontology annotation, cellular component: endoplasmic reticulum. The record is from RefSeq and is a predicted model, not a curated record. The transcript has 2 exons.
AAUUUCAUCCCAAAUUUACGUAAGUUGUGAGCCUGAGCGGACUGUUAAAUUUAGCACCCCAUUUCACUGAAUAAAACUGCUCAAAAUGUGUAAAUUAAAUGUGUUUCAUUUACUAUUUGCGGCGGUAUUGCUGCACGUAGCGGCAGCGUUGAAAGAAGGCGAAUGUGAAGUCUGCGUGAAGACAUUGGAUAAAUUUGCGGCCACGUUAUCCGACAAUGUGAAAAAGGACCACAAGUUGAUCGAGUCUGAAUUCAAGAAGUUUUGCAAAGGUACGAAGAACAAAGAGAACAGAUUUUGUUACUACUUGGGUGGUUUGGAGGAAUCAGCAACCGGCAUUCUGGGGGAGAUGUCCAAACCGCUGAGCUGGUCCAUGCCAUCGGACAAAAUAUGUGAAAAACUACGAAAAAAGGACGCGCAAAUUUGCGAUUUGAGGUUCGACAAACAGAUUGACCUGAAUAACGUUGAUUUGAAAAAACUAAAAGUACGUGACCUGAAGAAGAUCCUCAACGACUGGGACGAAGUUUGCGAUGGUUGCAUCGAGAAGACAGACUUCAUCAACAGAAUAGAAGAGCUAAAACCUAAAUACAUGGGCAGUAGCAGAUCUGACUUGUAGAAAUGUUGUUUACAAUAGAUAAUUUCACAUAAGAACUUUACCAUGUGAUAGACCAUAGGCCGGUUAAGUGUGCUGUGCAACCGGACAAUUAAUUUAUUGCAUUUCAAGUGGAUGGAGUGAGUCAAGUGAAUGUAUGUGUAAUAAAUUAUUGUAACUUAAG